Messenger RNA from Dama dama (fallow deer), 2488 nucleotides. It is a transcript of the gene IDUA, whose product is annotated as alpha-L-iduronidase. The record is from RefSeq and is a predicted model, not a curated record. The coding region runs from base 80 to 2011 and encodes 643 amino acids. The transcript is spliced from 14 exons. Gene Ontology annotation, biological process: carbohydrate metabolic process. NCBI's taxonomy places the organism in Eukaryota, Metazoa, Chordata, Mammalia, Artiodactyla, Cervidae. Gene Ontology annotation, molecular function: L-iduronidase activity; protein binding.
CCUCGGCUCGCAGAGCGCGGAGCGCAGAGCGCCCGGGGCGUCUGCAGGGAUUGGGGUGCGCCAGCCCCGCGCCCCCGCCAUGCGUCCCCCGCGCCCCUCCGGCGCGCUGCUCGCCAUCCUGGGCACGCUUUGGGCGGCGGCGCUCGCGGCCGCCGAGGCCCCACACCUGGUGCGCGUGGACGCGGCCCGCGCGCUGCGGCCCCUGCGGCCCUUCUGGAGGAGCACCGGCUUCUGUCCCCCACUGCCGCAUGGCCAGGCCGACCGGUAUGACCUCAGCUGGGAUCAGCAGCUCAACCUGGCCUACGUGGGUGCCGUUCCUCACAGCGGCAUCGAGCAGGUUCGGACCCACUGGCUGCUGGACCUCAUCACGGCCAGGGGGCUGGCCGGGCAGGGCCUGCGCUACAACUUCACCCACCUGGAUCGGUACCUGGACCUUCUCAGGGAGAACCAGCUUGUCCCAGGCUUUGAGCUGAUGGGCAGCCCCUCUGGACGCUUCACUGACUUCGAGGACAAGCAGCAGGUGUUCGAGUGGAGGAAUCUGGUCUCUCUCCUCGCCAGGAGAUACAUCGGUAGGUAUGGCCUGGAGCAUGUUUCCAAGUGGAAUUUUGAGACAUGGAACGAACCAGACCACCACGACUUUGACAACGUGUCCAUGACCUUGCAAGGCUUCUUGAACUACUACGACGCCUGUUCCGAGGGUCUGCGAGCAGCCAGCCCGGCUCUGCGCCUGGGCGGCCCUGGAGACGCCUUUCACACGCCGCCGCGCUCGCCGCUCUGCUGGGCCCUCCUGGGGCACUGUAACAACGGCAGCAACUUCUUCACCGGGGAGGUGGGUGUGCGGCUGGACUACAUCGCCCUGCACAAGAAGGGCGCGGGCAGCUCCAUCUCCAUCCUAGAGCAAGAGGCGGCGGUCGUGCAGCAGAUACAGCGGCUCUUCCCCAAGUUCACGGACACCCCCAUUUACAACGACGAGGCCGACCCGCUGGUGGGCUGGUCCCUGCCGCAGCCCUGGAGGGCCGACGUGACCUACGCGGCCAUGGUCGUGAAGGUCAUCGCGCAGCACCAGAACCUGCUGCUGGCGAACGCCAGCUCGGCCGUCCGCUACGCGCUCCUGAGCAACGACAACGCCUUCCUGAGCUACCACCCGCACCCGUUCUCCCAGCGCACGCUCACCGCGCGCUUCCAGGUCAACAACACGCGCCCGCCGCACGUGCAGCUGCUGCGCAAGCCGGUGCUCACCGCCAUGGCGCUGCUGGCCCUGCUGGACGGCGAGCAGCUCUGGGCCGAGGUGUCGCGGGGCGGCACGGUGCUGGACAGCAACCACACGGUGGGCGUCCUGGCCAGCGCCCACCGCUCCACUGGCCCGGCCGACGCCUGGCGCGCCACGGUGCUGGUCUACGGGAGCGAUGACACCCGCGCCCACGCCAACCGCACGGUCCCCUUGAUUCUGAGCCUGCACGGGGUGCCCCCAGGCCCCGAGGUCGUCUUUGUCCAGCUGUACGUGGACAACUGGCUCUGCAGCCCCUACAGCGAAUGGCGGCGCCUGGGCAGGCCGGUCUUCCCCUCGGCGGAGCAGUUCCGGAGCAUGCGCGCGGCCGAGGACCCUGUGGCCGUGAAGCCGCGCCCCUUCCCCAGCAGCGGCCGCCUGACGCUGAGCCCUCCGCUGGCUCUCCCCUCGCUGCUGCUGGUGCACGUGUGCGCGCGCCCCGAGGAGCCGCCGGGCCAGGUGACUCGGCUGCGUGCUCUGCCCCUGACCCGCGGGCAGUUGCUUUUGGUCUGGUCGGAUGAGCGUAUGGGCUCCAAGUGCCUGUGGACCUAUGAGAUCCAGUUCUGCCCAGAGGGUGGGGUGUUCGCUCCCAUCAGCAGGAAGCCUUCAACAUUUAACCUGUUCGUGUUCAGCCCAGACACAGCUGUGGUCUCCGGCUCCUAUCGGGUUUGUGCUGUGGACUACUGGGCCCGACCAGGCCCCUUCUCCAGCCCCGUGCGGUACCUGGAGGCCCCUGCCUCUUGAGGGCCUCUGCUGCCCAGCGACUGGGCCUGUGCUGACCGUGAGCCUGGGCGGCCAGGAGCCAGGCUGAGCCCAACUGCCAGCAGCCUGCCAGCCAGUCCUCCCCUCUGCUGGUCCCCUCCCACCCCUCACUCGCCCCCUUAAAGGGCCUUACCGCUCACGGUCUUGGGGACAGCCUUCAUGGUGGGCACUGGGACACGCGGCCUAGCUGAGGCACGGCCAUCCCCGCCGGCCCACCAGAGGCCUCUGCCCACCCGUGGGAGCCGGGAUUCCGCUUGGGUGGGAUGCGGACCCCAGGGCCCCACUGUUACCAGUCGCCUCUUUAAAGGCCCCUACUCCAGACAGCACUCACAUUCUGAGGUCCUGGGGGUAAGGACGUCAGUGUUUGAACUUGGGGAGGUAGUUUGCCUGCAGCAAGCCCUGAGCCUGUUCUCUGUGGUGGGAACACCACACCCCAGCAUUAAAGCAGCCUCUUCUCCA